UCCAAGAUGGCAGACGCCGAACAGUCGCUUGUGAAUGGUGUCACCAAUUUAAGUGUUAAUGACAAUGAUAAGGGCAAAGAGGGCGGAGAUGAAUUUGCAAAAGGCUGGGGAUUUAGUCUCCCCGAGCUCUACAAACUUGCUGUUCGAUUUUUUAAAGAGAAAGAUGGGAAAGCUCUGAAGCUGACAUACAAGGAUAAACUUCGAUUAGUGGCUUACACAAAGCAGGCUACCUACGGGAAGUACCGAAAUGAUGUCUCUCCGGAAGUCGGCUUCCUGGAUGUCGUGGGGAAUGAUAGAAGUUUAAGUACCAAUCCCAGUGAAUGGCAAGCCUGGCAGGCCCUUGGGGACAUGUCCCAGACUACAGCUAUGGCUGAGUUUGUGAAGCAGUUAGACUCUCUGUGUCCACUCUUCAGACCUUUCACAGAGGCUCACAGCGCUGAAAAACAGGAACAGCAAAGAAAAAAACAGGAAGAGGAGGAUCGCUUACGUCGGGAGGCCGAGGAGAAAGAGAGACGACGAAGGGAGGAGGAAGCUCAGAAACAACUGGAGCUACAGAAACAAAAGCAGCUGGAGCAAGAAAUGCAAAUAAGAGCAGCAUUGAAUCAACAGACAGCUGUCCAGUUUGCCCAAUAUGCCCAGCAGCAGUACCCCAACAACAAACAACAACAAGACGAGUUGAUCCGACAGCUGCAAGAGCAACACUACCAGCAGUACAUGCAACAAGUGUAUCAACAGCAGCUUCUACAUCAGCAACAGCAGUACCAACAGAUGCAUCAACAAGCCAGCAACACAGCACCAGCACCAACACAACCCACACCUGCCAGUCAACAGAUGGCCCCGCCCCCUACCCAACAGCCAGCCAGUCAGCAGAGCGAGGCUCCUCCCCAGACAAACGUUAACUCUAAUGUCACGCCUAAUGGCCCAGUGGAAGGGACAACAGAGAAAAAGCCAGAGGGAGAAGGCCAUGUUCCGCCCCCUGCUUUGUUAAUGCCCGCCUCUGUCUGGACUCGUAAGGACAUCCAAUCAUUCAAAGACAGUGUCAAACACUGUCAAGAAAAUGUUAUUAAGAUUGGGUCCCUAGCAACGGCGACUGUGAGAGUGCCCACACAUGAGGACGGCACCUGCCUGUUCUGGGAGUUCGCCACGGACUACUACGACAUCGGGUUCGGUGUUUACUUUGAGUGGACCGUGUCCCCCAGUACUACUGUCAGUGUGACAGUCAGUGAGUCAAGCGAUGAGGAGGAAUUCGAUGAAGAACAAGACACAAAGAAUGAUGUGGAGCAAGGUGCUAAGAAAGACGACCGUCCACCAACUGACGAGAUUAUUCCGGUUUAUCGCCGCGACUGCCACGAGGAGGUGUAUUGUGGAAGCCACGCUUACCCAGGCCAGGGCGUGUAUCUAUUGAAAUUUGACAAUUCCUACUCCCUGUGGAGAUCAAAGACACUGUAUUACCGUGUGUAUUAUAGCAGAUAAAUAUUGUUCUGGGAACUCUUAUGUGUACUGGCGUGUUGCCAAAUGUGAUACCUUAAGCUUUUAUGAUAGAGUACAUUGUGAGAGUGGCCUCGGACUGUCCUCAGUUUCAUGGAGAGCUGAUUCGGGUCAGCAGUGGUUCUAUGGCUUUAUAAGGUUAUAGGCUAUAUGUUAUAGCUCUGUGGCUUUUUUUUCGUAUAAGGUUUAUCUUUUUUGUUUUAGCGAUGCCUAAAUAAUAUCCUGUUAAACUCAGAAUUGAUUUUAUUCUUGCCUGUUGUAAAUUAAUGGUUCUAGUCUCGGAUAUGCCGGGGAUAUUCUGUUUUCAAUAAAAAAAGAAAAUGGUAUUUCUAAAUAUUGGACUAUAUGAAAUUUAUGAAAAACUAUACUUAAACAAUUUGGGUCAUAAAGUAUUCUGCCAUUUAAUAGUAAUUUAAUUUAAUUAAUGUUUUUUCUGUAUUCUUUUCAUAAAAAAUUCUGUUAGCAUUUUUUUUUAAUUUGCUUAACAUGUGCUAUCAAAUCAUUGUUGUUUAUUAUGAAAUACUUGUUGAAUUUCAAUUCAUCAUAGAUUAAGAUCAAAUCUUAAGCAGUUAUCUCUUAUUAUGUGGAUCUUUGGCAUGAUGCACAUAGGUCUUUGGUUAAAAUAUUAAUAUAUAAAUAACCAUUUAUAUAAGGUCAAAUGGAAGAUAGGGGUUUUCAGGACAAUAUGUUACACAGAGUUAGGCAUUUUAUAGCUGAUGGGGGAUUAUUAGACAUAAAAUGUUAUCAGUUUCAUUUUAUCAAGACAAUAUCUUGAGUUUUUUGUAGAGAUAGAUAUAACAAAGUUAUUUAUUACCUAUUAAGGGGCAAAAGGUUGACUUAUGUUUGACCUGAAUUAUGACAUCUUUGAUCCAGAUCAAAUUCCUGAAAAGGUCACAAUCUCAUUGCUGUAGUAGAUGACCAAGAAUGUUUAUCCUUCCAAAAGAUCAUUGUGAACAGGGGGAAAAGUAUUUGAGUUUUUCUGGUCAAAAAUUCAGAAAUGUUUUGAAGGAAUAUUUUUCUUGUCAACAUAUGAUCAAUACCAAGGGAAUCUUAGAUUUUUUACUCUUAAUAUUAUUUGAUACUUGGUAAACUAAUCAAUUUUAUUCAACAUUUUAAUAAAAAGGAAUAUAUGGUUGAAAAGGGAAAUAACCCAAUUUUCUUUUUUCAACUUGAAAAAUAUAAAGCUGAUUUCUCUAUCUUAAUGUGAUUUAUAGUGUUGUCCAAGAAUUUUUUUAAACUGCCUCUCUAUUUACAUAUCACAUUGUUGUUGAUAAAAUUAAUGUAAUUGUUCUUUAAUAUUAUCUCAUGUUAAAGUAUUAAAGGCCUAUUAAGCUGUAAAAAGAUUGUAUUUCUGAAAAUUAUGAAAUGUAAAUUUUUCUAUAGUAAUAUUUGAUUGUCUAGAUACUUUUUAUUAACCAAAAAAUGUGUAUAUGCAUGUUUAGGAUUUAAUACAUUUGUGAUAAUUUUUGGCAAGUAUUUAAUGAAAAAUGAUGAUGAAAUACUAUUUCCCCUUAUAAGAAACAGCAUUGAUUUUUCAUACAUGUAUGUAAAGUAUGUCAUAAAUUUGAGUCCUUAUAAUUAAGAAAAUUAAAAAGAAAAUUUUUCAUCGGAAAGAUGCGGAUAGGAGCAAUUUUGUUUCCCUACAUAUAUACCAUUCUGCAGUCAUACACACAUUAUUCACCAAUCAAUCUUGGAGUAAAUGUAUAUCCAUAUUGUAUAUUGCAUGAAACACAUUUACAAAUGUGGCACAUUUACUGUGGAAUCUCUUUUAAAGUUGUUUGGAGAUAAUAUUAAUAACACUGUAGUCAGUUAUUUACUGGUGGGUAAGUGUUGUUCUUUGGAUAUGAAGUUUUGUUCUUGUUAAGAAGCAGGUUUAUCUCCCUUGAGUUUUUUUUAACUGCACUGUACUUUCUAGUUAUUUAUAACACACAACUUUCUCUGGUCACAUUUCUACCUUUUGUUUGUUUGUUUUUUUUCUAAAUAUUUUCAAUUUUUCCUUGUAUACCUACCUAUACAUGACUUUGUUUUAAAUAAGAUUGACUAUAUUGUCCGUAUGCCUAUCAGUGCAGUAUUUUUGUACACUGGCCAACAGUGUUGUGACAUGUGUGAUUGUAAAUCCAAUGUUAUAUAUUGUAAAUUGUAGUUAAUAUAUUAAUGAUAUGUUGGUCAUUACAAGUGAAUAAUAUAAAAAUAAAUGAUUCAAAAUUCUAA
Saccostrea cuccullata (small rock oyster) is the source of this 3699-nucleotide messenger RNA. Its product is annotated as Golgi resident protein GCP60-like. The transcript has 10 exons. The record is from RefSeq and is a predicted model, not a curated record. Lineage: Eukaryota; Metazoa; Mollusca; Bivalvia; Ostreida; Ostreidae. Bases 7 to 1473 code for a protein of 488 amino acids. Gene Ontology annotation, molecular function: fatty-acyl-CoA binding. Gene Ontology annotation, cellular component: Golgi membrane.